AAUAACCGAGUAGUUACGGUAGUCGUAUUUCAAAAUGGCGACAUGUCAAUGCAAUACAAAACACGUUUUGAAAUAGGUUAAUUACUAACAAUUUUGAAACAAGUCUGGUGCGAACAAACCAUCCAGCGAGGUAACAGAGGUAACGGCCACUGGAGUUUACCGGACAACUGAGUACCGUGUGUUACCUGAUACAGUUUAAACCAGAACGACGUACUACCAUUUCACUGGAGAUUUACAACAACAUUAGAUCAUCGCAAAUAUAACUGGGAGAUUUCAAGGUGACUAAAAAGUCAGGGGAAAAUCGUACAUGAAACUGUCUCGUAAUUUGAGAGCUGAAAAUAAAAUCCAGUAUUUGCUCAUCCAUGUAAACCGCACUAACCGCAGUUUUUAUCAGAUAAACAAAGGACAACCAUGUUCGGUGCAAGUACACUGCCGUAUAUAUGAUUCAUAUUAUCCGCCCUAGAAGCGGUGAAGUACCCAAGCAUGAACCAAACUGACUUUAAAUUAAAGUGAAAAUCUUAUCGAUACUGUUACGUAAUAUUCAAUCUAUCAACUGAAGAAGACCGGACGUUGUAAACUUAGACGGUAUAAACAUUUAGUUCAGCUGCAUACCUAUUGAAAAGAAAAUAAACAAAACAGUGGGUGAUAAAAGCUUAUAACCAAGUUAACUGUAUUGCUAAUAUACAUGAAUAAAGUUCAAAUUUCAGAGCAUUUCGAAUCAAAUGACACGGCUAUAUAAACACGAUUUAAGUUUGGUGUUACUUAACACACGACAUGGUGAUACAAUUAGCAAAUAUUUAGUAUAACUGAUUUAAAUUAAAAAAAGAUUUUGUUUAAUUAUUAUAGUCAAACUGAAAUUGUAACGACUUAAAAAAAGUUUGGGAAGAGAUUCAGGAAAGAGAUUGUGUAUGCUAUAAAUGGAAAUGUCUUCUACAAACCCUAUAAUUCCACCACGACCAUCCUCACAAAAUCUAACAACAACAACAACAAAUAUGAUUUCACAAAGACGUAUUUCUCAAAGCAGAACUCCGCCACCACGUAUAUCUACGCAAAAUACAAUGCAUUCAUCACGUCGUUCCGCACAGAGUACAACACCCCCGCCACGAACUUCCACGCACAACGCUUCCACAUCGAUGGAAAGCAGUCCAACGUCUUUAGCUUCACCUCCGCCAAUUCCAGCAAGAUGGGACAUGUGUGCCUGUCACAACGGUCAAAAAUUUACAGCAGUAUGUUUAACAUGUGUAAAGUUCCUUUGCAACAAAUGUUUGUUUUCGGAAAUUUAUUUUCAUAACCAAUGUUCAGUAAUUUAUCUCAGUGACAAUGUAAAUAAAGGAUGUCGGGUCUUGAAACAAUCCGUCUGUGAGAAAGUAGAAAAAGCAAGCAAUACCCUGAACAGAUUCCAAACAAGUCUUUGCAAGAAGAGAGACCGGAUGCUGAAAAAGAGAAACCAAACUAUAAGUGAAAUUAAACAAUAUUAUGAUAGACUUCGAGAAGCGAUUCUAUUAAAGCUGCAGACAGACGAAGAAGAAUUGUUAGAUAUGAUGAAAAGACAAGUUGAUGAUCAAGACGCAGUAAUCCUUGAAAAAAUACAGCAAUGUUGCGCUACAAAUAGUUCUCUUCAAGACAAAAUCGCCGUGAUUCAAAACUUCGGUAACAGGGACAGAAACGGAAUCGAAUACGUUAAAGAACUUGUUAAUGCGUAUGAUUAUUUAAAACAAUGUGACCAGUUAGAAAAGGAAGCAUUAGCCGUUAGAGAUGCAUUUCUUGUCAUUAGAUUUUUCGUCAAUUCUGAAACAGAACAGACUAUAUUAAAUAGCAACGUGGCUUCGGUGGAAGUGUUGAAUUCUCAAUCAGACCCUAGAGACAGAGGGACACUAGAAAGCGAGAGAAUAAACGAAGUUGCUAAUCUUCAAGCCAUUUCUAAUGAAUCAGUCAGUACUUCUGAUGAUGAUGAUGGUGUAGAUAAUAUGCAAACAACUGGCGAACUGAGAGUUGCGCUUCCACCCUUAAAUGAACACACACCGAGUAACAACGAGGAACUUUUGAGUAACAACGAGGAACUUUCUUGUAACACAGAACACAUAGAUAUAAUGCAGCCGCGACCUAUUGAAUAUUCUGAAAGAGAUAAUAAUAUAAACAAUCAAAAUUCAUCUGCUGACAUCAUCACCGAACUGAUUAAUGAAUUUGAUACAAGAUUAGAAACUACUGCGGAAGGAAGAAUAAGUGAACUUUCAAAUGAGAUGAUCCUAACAAAUAUUCGGACUGACAUUUCUCCUGUACAAGAGAGAAGUGAUUCUGUAAUGGGCAAUACAGAUCUUGACGCCACAUCUAGAAAUACGGAUAUAGAUGUUGAAAAUGUUCAGAGUGAAGUCACUGCAUCGAUAGAUGCAGAAGGCGAUAAUGCCUCCACAAGUAACGAACCAACAUCGCAAGCACAACAAAACCUUGUUCCGAAUGAUGAUGAUCCCCCGCCUCCUUAUCCAGGAUUAACGUCUUCUCCAGUUCCAAUCGGACCCGACGAACUUCCACCACCUUAUCCAGGUACAGGCCCACCUCCACCGUAUUCGCAAAUGCCUGAAUCUCAACAACCAUCUGGUCGUAGCAGACUAAAUGGUGAAUCUGGACGAGACAGUAGAGUACAGUCGAGACAUUUAAGCGAUUCGGACUUACAAACUAGACAGUUUGAAAUAACUGCACCAACCCAGACAAGUACUCCCAGAUUGUCUCGCCCAAAAGUCUCCAAGGUUUUCUCAGUCAAUGAGGCCAAUGAUAGAAGAGUUACAGGAAUAUUUGCAUUGAUGUCGGUUCGAACAGACGCAUUCUUAAUCGUAGAUAGAUGGAAUAAGAAACUGAAAUAUUUCGGUGCCAACGGAGAGUCGUUUGGUGGGUUGAUAUUUCGGGAAGAACCGUGGGAUAUUACAAGGAUGAGUGAUGAAAUAGUGGCUGUUACAGUACCAAAACUGAACACAUUUUAUAAGAUUAAAGUAACCAGUAACAGUGUAAUAACAACUAGUACGAUGUCAACGUUGCGUUCUUAUGCCUGUAUAGCGUUUAAUAAUGUCACUCAAUUAUUCGUUUGUGGUCAGGUUCCACAAUUUGGGGAACCGGUCGUGGACAUAGUGGGAAUAAAUGGCGGGCAAAUUAUUCAAAGUUUCAGGUCAGGUUUUAACAAUGAACUUCGGUUUUCUUACCCGCGUUAUAUAGAAAUUACCGAAGAAGGCACAGCGAUUGUCUGUGACUGGAACCUGAAGUGCUUGAUUGUGUUUAAACUUGAUGGAACUGUUAUUGGGAAGUACAGGGGUACCGUAGAGUUUCCAUUAAACGAGCCCACUGGAAUUUCAUACAAUACAUCAUCAAAAGAAAUAUAUGUCAUCGAUGCCAAACACAGUAGUACCCAUGGUGCUAUCCACAUUGUGAACUUGAAUUGCAGAUGUAGAGAAAUAGUAAGAUGGGACAACGAGUUCCGGGUUGCGCGCGCAAUUGCACCUCAUUCCAAUGGUUAUGCUCUUGGAAACAAAAGCGGUGUUUUAAGUAUCUUUGCAUCACGCCAAAGGAGGUAAUUCAGAAGAAAAACUAAUUAAUCAGUGUUUAAUUAAAUUUCAUUCCAGGAGAAAACCAUUUAGUUAACCAUUAUACAAGUAUAAGAUCAGAUUUGCAAACUGAGUGACUAUUGUUGUAUACAUUUCCAGAGGUAUUCAAGAGUACAUGUUUAUAUAUUUAAGCAGCAAGAAAAGUUGCUAGUUGGAUUGCAUAUAAUUCUCAUUUUUUAUAUACAUGUAGACUUACAAAUUUUGUGACAUAUCUAUUAAUAUACAAAUUAUCUCUGAAAGCAACUGUGAUUUGACUUAAUAUUAUUAUGUUAUUGUUAUAUAAUAAAGCUAUAUCUAUGCC
Molecule: messenger RNA, 3891 nt
Organism: Ruditapes philippinarum (Manila clam)
Lineage: Eukaryota; Metazoa; Mollusca; Bivalvia; Venerida; Veneridae
Exons: 2
Coding region: 918-3560 (880 amino acids)
Source: RefSeq, a predicted model, not a curated record